AUGGAUCAUUUAGUUCAUCAUCUAUCGAAAGAUGAUAUUCAACGAACACUUAUUAAUAACAUAAAAUAUCAACCAGUGGAUUGUAUUGUAAACUCUGAAUAUAAAUUUCCUCAAUGUCAUGUCUUUUCAUUACCGUUUAUGUUUGAACGUCUCAACGAUAUUGGUAAUACAUUUCCAAAUAUUAUUUUCAAUCAUGUUAGAAAAUUAUCGGUGAAAGAUAAUUUUCCAUUCAAACGUGAAUUUUUCAAGCGAAUUGCUUUCUCUUUUCCUUUGCUUAAAGACUUAUGUGUUGUUAAUUCUAAUCCACAAUCAUCAAUAUCCGACGAACGAAACUCUAAUGAUAAUCAAUUAUAUUCAAUUGUUAAAUUGAAUUAUCUUAAUUCUCUUUUUCUUGUGAAUGUUCAUAUUGACUAUGUCGAUCAAUUUCUCAAUGAGAGAAAAACACAUCUACCUCGUCUAACUGUAUUAGCAAUUGAUGAUAAUCAUUUAACAAUCGUCACAGAUAACUUUACAAAAGAUACAACACGGCUUAAUUGUAUUAAUGUGAAAAAAUUAGAAUUGUUUAACGAAAGAGUAACAACACAUUCAAAAGACUUUUAUGUUUAUUUUCCUUUGUUAAAAUCUUGA
This is a messenger RNA of Rotaria sordida, 627 nucleotides long. NCBI's taxonomy places the organism in Eukaryota, Metazoa, Rotifera, Eurotatoria, Philodinida, Philodinidae. The record is from the annotation of a GenBank genome assembly.